This is a messenger RNA of Juglans regia (Persian walnut), 745 nucleotides long. RefSeq lists its product as uncharacterized. NCBI's taxonomy places the organism in Eukaryota, Viridiplantae, Streptophyta, Magnoliopsida, Fagales, Juglandaceae. The transcript has a single exon. Bases 98 to 538 code for a protein of 146 amino acids. The record is from RefSeq and is a predicted model, not a curated record.
CUCCCCCUAAUCACAUUUUCUUCCAAGCUUUCAUGGUUCUUGUUCUUCUAUAUCAGCUGAAAAAACCAUUGCCCUGUUCAUACAGGUUUGCGUAGCAAUGGGAAGCGAUUCCAAUCCAAGCAAACGCCAUUAUGAUAUUACCAUGUCAAAGAGAACCAGAAGGCCGUCUAAACUCCAAGAUGUCAAUCAAGAUUGCAGUAUUAUAGAUUCCCCAAGAAAUGACACUAGUACUCCUUGGAAAGCUGUUGUGAAUGAAGGAGGCGAGAGUUCUCCCUCGAGACCAGAUGAAGCAGGAGAGGAUGAUCGUAAGAAGAGCUUGAAGCAGCUGAUCAACAGCAGGAAUUCACUUGGCCAACACUUCACCCAAGAAAAGCAACUUCAACUAGUCACAAAGCAGCAAGACGAGGGCUUUCAGGGAUUGAAGCUCAAGAGAAUGGUAAGUCGCUAUGCGAAAGUUUUGAGCCACUUGAUCAAGGUUAAGCGCGACUUACCCAAGGGAGAAUCCCGGAAAAAACCUCUUAUCCUAUUAAAAAGAUGAAGGACUCGUUUAUCAGCUUGCAUUUUUUCAAGUGGCUGAUCGUCUUUUGAUUACCUACGCAGUGAGUUUGAGCCAAUUAAUCUCAAGCUAUAUAUAUUUCUCAUGAUCUACCCAGAUUGAUUUUACUGCAAGGCCUUGAUCAUUUGUACCAUAAGCAUGUUCUACUUCUACAGCGAGGUUUGGUUAUGUUCACAUACUUCAUUAGCG